UCCACAGCAGCCAUUUCACGGCAGGUGUUUCAACCAUCAAAUUAAAUAAAAAGAAGCCUGAUAGUUGCACAGAGAGAGAGAAAAAAAAGGUUUCGAAGGCAGUGACUCAAAGAGACAGAUACAAAGGAGCAAAGAGAGAUACACAAAGGCAGACACAUGAUGAUACAGUGGAGAUGGGAAGGAAUGGGUGGCUGAGGAAGAAUUGAGAACCAGUUGACAUGAAUCACUUUGGAGUGAAAAUUGCUGAUUGCUCGAAGCUCCUGUCACACCGGAGGGGAGCAUUAGAGUGUCAUUUCAGAAUGGCUACCUACAGUCGAAGACUAUCUGACUAUUCCUUCCAGGAAACCCAGAACACAGUAUGUCAUAACACUCUGGAACCAGAUUGUUUCCCACUUUCAAAAAGUUCUUCUGCCACCUUAUUCCCCAGAAGAGACAGCAUGGAAGAAAGACAAACAACUAAACAAGAACUGAGGAAGACCCUCAGUAGCGUUGUCUCUCCAAGGAACUCAGUUGAAAUGGACAUGAGAUGCCCUUAUCAUCCAUUGUGUUUCACACCACAAGAUAAUUUCACUGUGAUCCCCCUGUGUCACUGCUUCCAUAUGGGGACUAUCCCUGAUCCCAAUCAUGUCUCCGAAUUCCCAAUAUUUCAGGAUGAUUCAAAAAUUCACACCAACAGCCACAUGAACACCAAUUCCUCCAUGGGAAAGGACACAGACACAAUGUUAUGCGCAGACUCAAACUUGGGAAAAUUGCAGGCCAAGAUGAUGCACAGGAGUUGCUCAGACAUUAUUCAUGGUUAUAAAGAGAACUGCUAUCGAGGCAGUGUUGUGCAUAGUAAGACUACUACCGCACAUCAAGCUGCUGUGCCUGGCAGAGGCUAUAGUAUAAUUCCUCAAGAUGAAAUAGUGACGAAAGAAUGUAGUCAAAAGAUUGUGAUCAAUAUUUCAGGGAGUGAAACUGACACUGGGUAUCAGGAAAAUGUGAGCGAAAGUGCAGCCAUUGCUGAACAUCAAGACAAUUGUAUAGCCAAUGAUUUGUGUAGUCCCAUGCAUCGGGGCCAUCUCAUGUUUACAGAGAGUUCUCUCAAUUAUCCAAGUGUCACGGUUGUCCAGGAGUCUGGUAGACAAUAUCAAGGCAAUAGUGUGACAAGAAAUGAGAUGAUUGCUACGGAUCAGGGUAGUGUGACUUACAGGGAAGGAGUUGCCACUCACCAAAACAGUUUAAUGGGCAACCACACUUGUACUGGACUCCAAAGCCACUUGAUAUCUGGUCUGAGGAUACAAGACACCACUCCUGCUUAUUGCCAUUCACUGCCAAUCCCUGCUAUCCAUCUCUUUCCAAGGCUAGUCAGUUCUGUUAGUGAAUCUGGAAGAGGAACUGUUGUCAAUGCAUGUUGCCAUCCACUGCCGGUUUCAGGGAUUCUAACAUUCCCAAGGUUGGUGUCUUCAGUGAGUGAAUCUGGGUUGGAUGCAAGACAUCUUCUGAAAUGCCACGGAAAUAUGGAAAAUGAAGCUGUCCACACUGCAGUUGACAGGAAUUCUCAGAACACCUCAGAUGGGGAAAAAGCAGAACAAAAGUUUUCUCACUCUUUGCUGCAGAACAAUUCAAACAGUAAUGUGGGUGUGAGAACACGAGACACAUGGACUAUGACUUCUGUAACAGACCUGACCCUUAGAUAUCGCCAUCAGCUGGAACAUAAAGAUGCAGAGGUACAGACCUCAUUGGCAGUUAACUGCAGGUCAGUAGGCACCAGCCCCAUGUCUCCAACUGAUAGUUGCCUGGUUCAUAUGUUCCCAGAGGUUAACCUUGAAGAGAACCAACUGAUUCAGGAGUCCCCGGUCCGAGAAGUGAAAUGGGAUGACAAAGGGAUGACGUGGGAAGUCUAUGGGGCCUCUGUAGAUCCUGAAGUCCUUGGGCUGGCUAUACAGAAACAUCUGGAGAUUCAGAUAGAACAGCACGAAAAGGACAAGAUGUCCAUAGCUGAAAAAACCGUGAAGCAACUGAGUACUCAUGCUGACGGAACAUGUGUGAUGGAACAGCCAGUGAAAGAGAAGAGACAUUUGCCAGGUUUUAGGAAUAUGAUGUCCACUCUAAGGCAUCCUACAUGUUGUGUGCGUUCCAGUGCAGCAAUAGACUGAUUAGCUUUAGCCACUGCAAAAGUGUAGAUCACAUCAUUGACCGAUGUUUCAGUUGUAUUCCCAAAACAUAAACCCAGUUCUGGCUUUUCCCUAACUUAAAGUUGAUUCAUAAAUGUCAGAAAUCACUAUUUCGUAAGUGUAUAUUUUUAAUAAACUGUUCUUUCAAGAUACUUACCAGGGUAGCUAAAUGAGAUAUUAUGGAGAGGGUAGGGUCUUCAUAAAAUCUAAGAUAUGUUUUCCAGAAAAUUAUAAGCUGCUGAUAUAAAAGGUGGAGAUUUGGGUACACGUGUGGGUGCAGUUACAGUGUGCUCAUGUCAGGGAAGAUGAAGAAAAUGCUGUUACAAAAAUAUUGGGGAUAGGGACAUAGUGACAUAUUUUGCUUUAUGCUUUUAACUUUCAUGUUAAUUUUCACUGCAGUGAAAGAAUAUAAUCUUUGACAAAUUGGUGAACCUUGUCAAACGCAUGGUGAGGUUAAACAGUUAUUUGAAAAUGUAAUGAUGAUUCUAAGAUAAUGAUAAAAGUUGAGGCAAAACAUCUAGAUAAUUAAUGUUAAAUUCUGGGUCGAGCUGGUUAUCUGGAGGAUCUUGUGAAUGUCCCAUAGAGUCAUAGAAUUAUAGAAUGUUACAGCACCAAAGCAGGAGAUUCAGUCCAUCAGGCCUGUGCUGGCUGUUUAAUAGGGCUAUCCAAUUAGUCUCACUCCCUUGCUAUUUCCUCAUAGCUCUGUAAAACAUUUCCAUUUGAAUGUUUAUCCAAUUCUCUUCUAAUCUUACCACUGAAUCUGCUUCCACCAUCUUUUCAUGCAGUGCAUUUCAGAUCACAACAACUUGCUGUGUAAAAAAAGAAAACUUUCCUCAGAUCACCUCUGGUUCUUUUGCCAAUCAUCUUAAAGCUGUGCUCCUGGUUACUGACCAUUCUGCCAGUGGAAAUUGUUUCUUCAUAUGUACUCAGUCAAAACUGUUCACGAUACUGAACACCUCUAUCCAAUUUCCUCUUAACCUUCUCUGCCCUAAGGAGAACAACCUCAGCUUCCCCAGUCCCUCCACAUAAAUGAAGUGUCUCCUCUCUGGUACCAUUCUUUUCUCCAAGCGGUCUGAAGUCUUGAUGCCCAUUGUUAUGGUUCAGCCGAUGGUAAAAGCUGAGUUGUUCAAAUCCCAAAGGGAAACUUGAAACAAUUGCCACAACUUGCUUUGCAAUUUGUAUAAAUUUCAAGAUGCGUGCCUUGAAUUCAGUAGUAAUAAG
Messenger RNA from Carcharodon carcharias (great white shark), 3377 nucleotides. RefSeq lists its product as uncharacterized. The transcript has 2 exons. NCBI's taxonomy places the organism in Eukaryota, Metazoa, Chordata, Chondrichthyes, Lamniformes, Lamnidae. The coding region runs from base 219 to 2138 and encodes 639 amino acids. The record is from RefSeq and is a predicted model, not a curated record. Gene Ontology annotation, molecular function: serine-type endopeptidase activity. Gene Ontology annotation, biological process: proteolysis; neuron projection development. Gene Ontology annotation, cellular component: plasma membrane.